This is a messenger RNA of Tarenaya hassleriana, 1023 nucleotides long. RefSeq lists its product as uncharacterized. The transcript is spliced from 3 exons. Bases 1 to 1023 code for a protein of 340 amino acids. The record is from RefSeq and is a predicted model, not a curated record. NCBI's taxonomy places the organism in Eukaryota, Viridiplantae, Streptophyta, Magnoliopsida, Brassicales, Cleomaceae.
AUGGUUGAAAGUACUGGGGAGAAGAUGAGAUUGAGACUUCUGGUCGAUGAAGAGAAGAACAAGGUUGUCUGGGCAGAUGCUGAGAAGGAUUUCGCUGAGGUACUCUUUAGUUUUCUUAUAUUGCCAAUGGGGACCAUUGUGAGAUUGCUUGAGAAGCGUAAAAAAUCUGAGACGCUGGUCGUGGGUUGUCUGGACAACCUUUACAGAAGUGUUUCAGAGUUGGGCUUCCAUUAUUUUCGGACCCAAUCUUGUAUGGACAGGCUGCUGUUUCCGCAGAACGUGAUGGAGGAUCAAUGUAGAAGGCUUAAAAUCAACAUCGACGAUACGGAUAUUCGGGCUACUAAGUACUUUGUGUGCCAGUCUCUUAGUGUUGAAUCGUGCGGCAAACUAUACAGCAACAGUUAUGCUACCUCGAAAUGUAGCUGCGGACAGCUGAUAAACAGUGAGGUCAGAUUUUCUGAAGAUGAUCGAGUUGCAGGCAGUGUAUAUGUCAGCAACCAUACCUCAUUCAUAAUCACUGACGAUUUGAAUGUGGCUGUUAACUCCCCCGGUCUUUUCCUUAACACACUCAAACGUCUAGGUUAUGCAGAUGUUACUAAGCUUGGUGAAAAAUUUCUUGAUGUUGGUCACAAAGAGGUUAUGAGUUUGCUGGAGUGUUUAUUCACCUCAGACACCCCAUUGACGGACGCAUUUCUGCGAAAGCAAAGUUCACAUGUUGUUACAAAGACGUAUCAAAUGCCUGCCCCGGUUGGGCUAGGAAAUGGAGGCGAAGCAGCAGAAUCUGACCCAGCAAUUACUUUGAAUGUUUGUGUGAGAAAGCAGGACAACAAGUUUCUGUAUUUUGAAUGCGGAGAUGACUUUGUUGAUCUUCUUUUCACUUUCCUUGGCAUGACUGUGGUUUCUAUUUGGAAAAAUGCUGGGGACGGUAUCAUUCUUGGAUGCAUCGUCGUAGUAAGCGGUAUGGCUUCACUCGAAACUGCAGCAGGCGUCUUGAAAAUGCUUCUGAGAAACUCGUGCCGGUGA